AAAAAUUUAAUCCUGCAGGUUAGCACAUGUCUAACAAAAAUGCUUGCUAACUGCUCAGACAGGGUAUUUUAGUUUUAGUCUUUCCUCUGAAAUAAGAACACCAUAACCUGCCACUUAAAAACAGUUCUUGUUCUGAAAGCGUUAUUGGUUACUUCUGCCCAGGCUUUAACUGGGUACCAAGGGAUCUGAGUGGCUUUACUCUCUUGUAACUCCUGUCAAUUGGCAGUUAACAUUCUGGUUGCUCUUUCAGUUUAGUCUUAUACUUCCACAGCAUGGUUUCCUUAUUUUCUUACGCAUGUACAUAGUUUUUUUCAGUUAAUGAUUUGUUACACAGCAUUAUUAGUGCAUUACUUGCUGAAAAAAAAUGUUAUUCCCUUUAGUCCCCCUAUUAAUUCAGUACAAAUGGAUGGGCAUUAUCCAGUUUAGCUAUGGAUCAGAUGACUGCUAGAGAGAUUGGCUGAACUUUAACACCUUCAAUUUGUCCAUAUCAGUGAUUAUACAUUCACCACAAAGCAAAUAAGUCUAAAGAUCAUCAUGAAAAACACAGCACAGUUAGCUUAAAAGCCCAGAGAUGCUCGUGUUCAAUAGAACAGCUCUUCCUACAUUUCUGCAGGAAUGGCCCUGGUCCUUCCUUCUCAUCCACAAGUCUCAGUGUCGCUGCUUCUGCUGCUGUCCAUUCUCAGUUUGGCUGCAGGUGGGAAGCUGCUGGUGGUGCCCGUAGGUGGGAGUCAUUGGCUCAGCAUGCAGGAAGUGUUAGUUGGACUCAGGCAGAAAGGAUAUGAAAUAGUUGUCGUUGCUCCUGAAAUCGAUUUACAUGUAAAGCCAUCAGACAAUUUUACAAUGAAGCUGUACCAAGUCCCCAUACCAGAGGAAGAGAUAAACAGAGAUUUCCAGGCAUUUGUAAAGGAGGCAUUUGAAGAAGGAUCAUUCCUGGAACGAUUUCAUAGAGUACGAGAAAGAGUGAAAAGACUCUAUGAUUUAGGCUUCAUCGCCUGUGAACAGUUACUGAACAACAAAGAACUUAUGAGAUAUCUCGAGGAGAGUAACUUUGAUGCUCUCUUUACAGACCCUGUACUGCCCUGUGGAGCGAUAGUGGCUGAGCAUCUUUCCCUCCCUUCUGUGUAUUUACUGAGAGGAAUACCAUGUGGCUUAGAUAUUGAGGCCACUCAGUGUCCCAAUCCCCCUUCUUAUAUUCCCAGGCUAUUUACAGACAAUACAGAUCACAUGAACUUCCUCCAGCGUGUGAAGAACAUCAUCUUUGACACCUCCAAUCUUUUUCUUUGUGACUUUAUUUUUAAACCAUAUGAAAAACUGGCUUCUGAGUUCCUUCAGCGAGAUGUGACCAUGCUAGAUCUCUUUCGUAAGGCUUCCAUAUGGCUUCUGAGGUAUGACUUUGUGCUAGAUUAUCCACGACCAUUGAUGCCCAACAUAAUUGUGGUUGGAGGAGUAAACUGUGCUCACAAGCAGUUACCUCAGGUGGGUUGUGCUCUGUUUUUAAUUCUCGUUCUGAUAGACUUCUGUGCUCCUAAAAAUGUAGUAUUAUAUAUCAGAUAUAUAUUUAGUUCUCAAUAGGAGUGAGCUGUGCAA
Meleagris gallopavo (turkey) is the source of this 1587-nucleotide messenger RNA. NCBI's taxonomy places the organism in Eukaryota, Metazoa, Chordata, Aves, Galliformes, Phasianidae. The record is from RefSeq and is a predicted model, not a curated record.